UCUUAUAUCUCUCUUCUCGUUUCUCUCACAUUCUCUCUUUCUCUCUCUUCAGUUUUUCACUUUCUUUUCCUACCCAACUACGUUUUCUCUUCCUCUAGAUCCAACCACCAACAAUCACUUCUCGUUUAUUCAAUCUAUCUCUCAAAUCACCACUCUCAUCAGGUCUUGUCUCCAAUUUCUCUCUCUAUGCCAUUCCCUCAGUUGGGAAGGGUGUACUGGAGUCGGAGUGUUGGUUUUGGUCGCAAAUUUAUUAACAGUAUUGCAGACCUGUUGGCCUUUUCAGGAUGGGAGAGUGCAAGUGUUGUGGUAAGUUAGGAAGAAUGGGGCCAAGGGAUGGAUCUAAGAGUGCUUAUGAAUUUUCUUUGAUGUUGUCUCCUGUCGUUUCUUUCUGGGAUUGCAUAGUUCGUAAAAUGAGGUAUUCCUACAGACCUGAGUGGGUGUAGUGGUUGGUAAUUUUCAUUAGUACUAGUCUUGAUACUUCAACUAAUUAGAAUUUAUUAUUAGCAUAAUAGUUUAGGGGAUUAAAGUUAUAGAAAAUGUAUACAACUCUAUAGGAGUUUGCUUGAAGAAUAGGGUUUCAGAACAAUCAUUUUAAGUAUUUAUGUCGUUAUUAAGUUCAAUGGAUAACAUGGCAUGUAAUAAAGGGCAACAACAUGCGAGAAAGACAAAGAAGAAGCAGGUGAAAGAUGAGUUGGAUCGUCUCAAACAAGCUGAAAAGAAAAAGAGACGGUUGGAAAAGGCUCUGGCUACUUCUGCUGCCAUCAUAUCGGAACUGGAAAAAAAGAAACAGAAAAAGAAAGAAGAGCAACAGAGACUUGAUGAAGAGGGUGCUGCAAUUGCGGAAGCCGUCGCUCUGCAUGUUCUACUUGAUGAAGACUCAGAUGAUUCAUAUAAGGUUGAGUGCAAGACCUGGGAUGAUUAUAAUAAUAAUCUUGAUUUCUUCAUGAGUGGGAAAAGAGCUUGCUUUCCUAAUCUAGAUGGUAGCACAUGGUCCGUCACUUCCCAAAACGGCAAGUGGUCUAUCUCUUCCGGACCGUUCGAAAACAAUGCACACGAACCACUUUACGAAGCAGGAUGGGAUCCUACAAGAUUCUCUGUUGAUCUUAUAGCAGCACAAGCAGUUAGAUCGCUCCACAUUGCAGAGAAUGCUGAUGAUGAUAGGAUUCUCUUCUGAUGGAAUGCUUGAAUGUCGGAUUAGUCGUCUAUUUGCUGGUGACUUGAGUCUUUUGUUACUUCACUGGAGGUCUUUCAUGUGUAUAUAACUAUAUUUUAUAUUAUAUAUUGUGAGUCUUGUGUUUGUCAAACAACACAUUCUGCUUGAGCUGUGAUUUGAACAAUUUGGCAGUGUCACCAUGUUUUAUUCUGAUUUUAUUUACCUGUGCCUGCUAAUUUUCUACGUGGAGUGAUGACUUUCAUACUCGAAUAUUUGUAGGGAACUAUACUUUUUUUUGAGCUGAUUAUUAAUGACAAUAAUAUAAGUGGAGGCCUCAUGAUUUAUAUA
Medicago truncatula (barrel medic) is the source of this 1501-nucleotide messenger RNA. RefSeq lists its product as uncharacterized. The coding region runs from base 602 to 1174 and encodes 190 amino acids. The record is from RefSeq and is a predicted model, not a curated record. The transcript is spliced from 2 exons. NCBI's taxonomy places the organism in Eukaryota, Viridiplantae, Streptophyta, Magnoliopsida, Fabales, Fabaceae.